This is a messenger RNA of Sinocyclocheilus anshuiensis, 2047 nucleotides long. Its product is annotated as solute carrier family 23 member 1. Lineage: Eukaryota; Metazoa; Chordata; Actinopteri; Cypriniformes; Cyprinidae. Gene Ontology annotation, molecular function: transmembrane transporter activity. The annotation marks the transcript as partial. Gene Ontology annotation, biological process: transmembrane transport. Gene Ontology annotation, cellular component: membrane. The transcript is spliced from 13 exons. The record is from RefSeq and is a predicted model, not a curated record.
CUCCCACCUUCAGAUAGAGUUGUGCCAGCAGAUGGUACAGAGGUACAGGAGAUGCCUGCUGACGUUGCCAAGACGUCUGAUGGGAGUCCGAAUCAGCCUGCAGGAUUUGAUAUGAUCUACAGAAUCGAGGACGUCCCGCCUUGGUAUCUGUGUGUGUUGCUGGGACUGCAGCACUACCUAACAUGCUUCAGUGGAACUAUUGCUGUACCAUUCCUAUUGGCUGAAGCCAUGUGUGUGGGGCAGGACCAAUACACUGUCAGCCAGUUAGUGGGCACCAUCUUCACCUGUGUUGGGAUCACUACGCUCAUACAGACUACAUUUGGUGUCAGCCCCAAGGAGAUUUACGGAGAUUGGUCUCUUCCUCUCAACACUUCUCAUAUUUGGCAACCACGGAUACGAGAGAUUCAGGGCGCUAUCAUUAUCUCCAGCCUGACUGAGGUGGUCAUAGGGUUUGCUGGAAUCCCUGGGAUCCUGCUUAAUUCAAUCGGGCCCCUGACUGUCACUCCCACAGUGUCCCUGAUCGGCUUGUCUGUCUUCCAGACAGCAGGAGACCGUGCAGGCAGUCAGUGGGGCCUGUCUCUGCUGUGUGUCUUCCUCAUUGUGUUGUUCGCUCAGUAUCUAAGGAACUGGGCAUGUCCUUUCCCAAGCUACUCCAAACAAAAAGGCUGUCACAUCACACACGUGCAGAUAUUCAAGAUGUUUCCAAUCAUCAUGGCAAUCAUGGUGGUAUGGCUGGUUUGCUACAUUCUCACCCUGACGGAUGUGCUGCCGAACGACCCGAAUAAGUAUGGCUACAAGGCUCGCACUGACGCCCGGGGCGAUAUUAUGACCCAGGCGCCGUGGUUUCGUUUCCCCUAUCCAUGUCAGUGGGGUUUACCCACAGUGACGGUAGCAGGAGUGCUGGGAAUGUUUAGUGCCACUCUAGCUGGUAUUGUUGAGUCUAUUGGAGACUAUUAUGCCUGCGCUCGUCUCUCUGGAGCUCCACCUCCUCCUGUUCACGCUAUCAAUAGGGGGAUCUUUACAGAGGGAGUGUGCUGUAUCAUAGCGGGGCUGCUGGGCACAGGAAAUGGAUCGACCUCUUCCAGUCCUAACAUAGGGGUGCUUGGCAUCACCAAGGUGGGAAGUAGGAGGGUGAUACAGUAUGGAGCAGGCAUAAUGCUGUUAUUGGGAACUAUUGGGAAGUUCACCGCCCUGUUUGCCUCCUUACCCGACCCUGUCCUCGGAGGGAUGUUCUGCACCUUGUUUGGUAUGAUUACAGCUGUUGGACUGUCAAACCUACAGAGUGUGGAUCUGAACUCCUCCAGAAAUCUUUUCGUUCUGGGUUUCUCCAUGUUUUUUGGCCUCAUGUUGCCUAAUUACCUGGAAUCUCAUCCAGGCAGCAUUAAAACAGGUGUAGCAGAGCUGGACCAAAUCAUCACAGUGCUACUGACAACAGAGAUGUUUGUAGGGGGAUUCAUAGCAUUUGUACUUGAUAACACAAUCCCAGGCACUAGAAAAGAGCGAGGUCUCAUUGAAUGGGCGGCUGAGAAUUAUUCAGGAGCAGGAAUAGUAAAAACAGAUACAUAUGACUUUCCAAUUGGGAUGGGGCUGGUCCGGAAGCUGGGCUGUCUGCGCUACCUGCCAAUCUGUCCCACUUUCCGAGGCUUUAAGCCAUCAUGUCGCAAAUAUGAGGAGGAGGAGGAGGACAUAAAAAUAAAGGAAGGUGUGAUUGAUGCUCCAGUUGAAAUGGUCUGCACCAAAAUUUAGCCAUAUUUUUUAUUUGACUUGGUUUAAUAUAUAAUGUAUGCUGUUUGGGUGAAGCUGAACCUUUUUCAAAACUGAGCACCAAUUUUGCUGUCAAGAUUUUUGAUUUGUUUCUUCAAUUUUGCAUCUAAAACAGACAAGAAAAAUGCACCAUUAGAGAAUGGGUGCAUAUAUUUAAAGGAAAACUUGAAUGAACAGUUUGAGAACAAAGGGUCUCUGUUCUUUUCACAUCAAACCAAAUGUAAGAUUUGAUUUGAUUAUAAAGCAUUACGCGUUUUAUUGAAAUUACUUCAAAAGAAAAUGA